AUGUCUUCGCAGAUAAGUAAUGGUUUGGGCUCUAAAUUAUCUUCAGGUUGUUGCACAAAUGGUCUAUUAUUACCCAGCAUUAAGGUCCCGCCAGUCAGUAGGGUCAGGGUUCAACUGGAGAUGCAUUCACUCUGGCAACAGUUUGAUCAACUAGGCACUGAAAUGAUCGUCACCAAGGCCGGAAGGAGAAUGUUUCCAACAUUCCAGGUACGAAUCUCAGGAAUGGAUCCUGCUUCUGAAUAUGUUCUGCUCAUGGACUUUAUUCCUGUAGAUGAUAAAAGAUACAGAUAUGCUUUCCACAGCUCAUCAUGGUUAGUGGCCGGUCGAGCAGAUAUCGCGGCUCCAAGCCGUAUGCACUUCCACCCGGACUCACCAGCUCGUGGAGCCCAGUGGAUGAAGCAGACUGUGUCCUUUGAUACUCUCAAGUUGACCAACAACCUGCUUGAUGACAAUGGGCAUAUGAUACUGAAUUCUAUGCAUCGCUACCAGCCACGUUUUCACGUCGUAUAUGUGGAUAGGGCGCCCAACAGCCAUUUAAAUGCCCACAGAAACUUUUGCUCCUUCUCCUUUCCGGAGACACGCUUCAUGGCAGUCACUGCCUAUCAAAACCACAGGAUCACUCAGCUGAAGAUAGCCAGCAACCCAUUUGCUAAAGGCUUCAGAACAACAGACACACAGGAUUGGAGUCGAGGCUUGGUGUCGCAGCUGCACUUCAGGGACUGA
This is a messenger RNA of Nerophis lumbriciformis (worm pipefish), 723 nucleotides long. Lineage: Eukaryota; Metazoa; Chordata; Actinopteri; Syngnathiformes; Syngnathidae. The record is from RefSeq and is a predicted model, not a curated record.